This is a messenger RNA of Brassicogethes aeneus, 1207 nucleotides long. NCBI's taxonomy places the organism in Eukaryota, Metazoa, Arthropoda, Insecta, Coleoptera, Nitidulidae. The record is from the annotation of a GenBank genome assembly.
UCCGAAAACUGUUUAUCUGUCAUUUUCGACUGUCACAAUUCCAAACAAAUGUUUUUUGGUUUGUUGGAAAUAAAAAUAUCUCCUAAACAAAUCUGCGACAUUAUUUUGGCUUUCUUAGUGGUUGCAUCAUGGUAUCAUGUUAUGAUACUUGAAAAGCAUCUAGUGAAGAAUUAAACAUGCCUUUUACCGCAGAUGCUAUAGCAGCACAACAAGUGCAAGACAGGCUUAAAGUCCUGAUUUCCAUAGUGCAAGAAAUAGAGAAAAAAAGGGUAACAUGUGAACAUGGGGUCAGUUCUAUACACAAAUUUCAGGCAGCUCAGGAAGAAAAGACUGGACAUUAUCAGAUGAAGUUAAAAUCUUUGUGUAAAACAGCAAUAACCCAAGCUGAGCAAGAAGAGGAAACUAUAAGAAAAGCCUUACAGAAAAUUACUGAGAUUAGAAAUAUAAAAAAUGAAAGAAGAAUACAGGCUCGCCAUGUAUGUAGUAAAGAGUCAAUUCGAAGAGGAACGUGGAUGAAAAUGUUGUGGAGCUCGGCACGUACUUUACCUCUAUUUGUCAGCAAACCAGGGGAAUCACCGCCACCUCUAUGCGGAGCCAUUCCAGCCGAUCCAAAUUAUAUCGCAAAAAUUGGGGAUAUGGUGGCAGCCUUGGUUAAGGGAGACGAUAAUGAAGAUAACUGUAUUCUAGCUGAAGUAGUGGGUUUCAAUAAUCAAACAAAUAAGUAUGAGGUUGAUGAUAUUUUAAAGGAGCAAAAUCAAAAGGGAAGGCAUACAUUAAGUAAAAGAAAAGUUAUACCUUUGCCUUUAAUGAGGGCUAACCCGGAAACCGAUUCUGGGGCGUUAUUUCCUCAAGGAACGUUGGUUAUGGGUCUUUUUCCACAAACAACGUGUUUUUACAACGCCCUAGUGAAUAAACCACCAGCCACUCAUACAGAUGAAUAUGAAGUUUUAUUUGAAGACAAAACUUACCCUGGGGGGUACAGCCCCCCACUUUGUGUCGCACAACGGUACAUUAUCGCUAUUAAACAAAAAAAAUAACGAUUUAGGUACAUUGCCCUCAAAAGUAUGUGAGAAAAGGUUUUUUUAAUAAUUGUGAAUUUUUUAUAGUUAGGUACUACCUUUUUUAAGUUGAAACAGCAGUAUUUUUUAGGAUUUUUGACUAAAUAUUAAAUAAAAAAAUAAACUACUAUAAAUUAUUUGUUGUGUUU